Molecule: messenger RNA, 270 nt
Organism: Dictyostelium purpureum
Lineage: Eukaryota; Evosea; Eumycetozoa; Dictyosteliales; Dictyosteliaceae
Exons: 2
Coding region: 1-270 (89 amino acids)
Source: RefSeq, a predicted model, not a curated record
AUGUCAAGACAACCAAUAAUAUAUAAUGUUUUUGAAUUAUCAUCAUAUGAGUUUGAUGAUGAUUAUGUAUGCCCUAUUUGUUAUGAUACAUAUUAUAAAAAAGAAGUUUAUCAAUGUAAAGAAGAAUCUUUAAUUUUUAUUAAUCAUUCCAAUCAUUCCAAUCAUUCAAAUAAACAAUUAGAGAUUCUAGAAGGAAGAUUAAUUAACUCGGUAACAUCAAAUAACCUUUCAUUAAAAAGUUUAAGAUUUACUAGACCUUUCUAUAGUUAA